Molecule: messenger RNA, 1689 nt
Organism: Tetrahymena thermophila SB210
Lineage: Eukaryota; Ciliophora; Oligohymenophorea; Hymenostomatida; Tetrahymenidae
Product: protein prenyltransferase alpha subunit repeat protein
Exons: 1
Biological process (GO): protein geranylgeranylation
Cellular component (GO): Rab-protein geranylgeranyltransferase complex; cytoplasm
Molecular function (GO): Rab geranylgeranyltransferase activity
Source: RefSeq, a predicted model, not a curated record
AUGCACGGAAAGAGAAAGAAAGAUGUGAGACCUCUAACAGAAGAAGAGAGAAAGAAAACAGAAGAACAAGGAGAAAAAAUUAUUGGCUUGAUUAACGAAUUCUUAAGUAUCCGCCAUGGAAAGAAACCUGUCAAUAACCCAGGAGAAUAUUGUGAUUUAGUUGCUACAAUGUGUCCUGAUCUUCCUACAAUUUAUAACUACAAGCGUGAAGUUUUAAUCAAAUAAUUUAAAGAAACUAAAAACCCAAAGGAUUAAUAUAAAGCAUUGAUGAAUGAACUAUAACUUGUAACAGGAUUACUCAAAAAAUCACCUAAAAGUUAUUCGUUAUGGUCAUACAGAUAAUGGCUCGUCCUCUAAUGCAGAGAACUUGAAAGACUCUAUAAUAAGCUAAAAGCAGCAAAAGAAGCUUAAUUAAAAAAACUUUUAGAAGAGCAAUAGCAAGAUGGAUAACAAAUUUAAAAAGAAGAUUUAUUAAAGUAAUAAGAAGCUGAGGAACCUAUUCCCCAAGUCGUUGAACUAGAAUUAAAGCUUUGCAAUAAAAUGUUAGACAUGGAUGAAAGAAAUUUCCAUUGCUGGAAUUACAGAAAUUGGCUUAUAAACGACGUUGAAAAGAAUAGUUUGAAUUACAUAGAACGUGAAAUCACUUAUACUUAAUAGAAAUACGAAAAUAACUUUUCUAACUUUUCAGCACUCCACUUCCGCUCUAAAAAUUUAAUCAAAAAGUAUGAUUAAGAUCUUGAGUCUCUUUACAAAUCUGUUUCUACUUCUCCUGAAGAAGAACAAAAAAAUUUAAAAUCUAGGAUACGUGAGUUGACCUAAUUUAAAAUACCUCUAUAAAACAUCAAAGACGAACUUGAGCUCAUCAAAAAUGCUAUUUUUAUUUAACCUAAUGAAUAAGGUGUUUGGCUUUAUCAUAAAUGGUUAGUAAGUCUGCUAGUACCUUUCCGCUUUAUUUCUGUUAAUCCAGUGAAUAAAGAAAACACUACACUUCAAAUUACUUGCUCUUCAAAGAUCAUCAGUAAUAAUUUAGCAUCAACUAUAUAGCUUUAUGAUCAAACUGGAAGUCCUGUCAACAAUUUCACAAUUGAGGAAGUAAGAAAUUAAGUUGGUCAAGUCUUUAAUAUCAAAGCUGAUAAAUAAAUAUAGAAAGUAGUAGUUUCUUAGCCUUAAAAUAUAUAAAUGUAAGUUAUAGACUACUAAAUUUCAAAAAGAAACUUAAUUUCUUCUGAAUUUGUAUUGCAAGAAUGCAAAUAAAAAUAUAAAUUACAAAAAUUAGAUGACCAGGAUUAUCAAUUUAGCGAAGUAGCCUAUCAAAUUCUUUUAGAAGAAUAAUAAUUUGUUGAUGAAGUUAUAGAAAAUGAAAAAUAAAGCAAAUUUGCACAUUUCCAUAAGCUUUACUUAAUUCAAGUUAAAUAAGGACUUGAUUUGAUUUUUAAAACUGACCAACAUCAUCUAAGCUUAGAAUCUACUUAAAACAUAAUAAAAGUCAUUGAGAGUUUGAACUCUAUUGCUAAAAAGCAAACAAACUACCUAAAAAAUUUAGAGAGUCAAUAUUAAUCUCUUUUAUCACUUUAACAAACUCUUGAAAAGCAGAGCAGUGGCUAAUAAAUAGAAAAAAUAUCUCUUCCAUCUUCCCCUACUUACGAAAUCGAUCUUUUCCUUCCUUAUCACUCUCUAUUAUAAUAAUGA